Molecule: messenger RNA, 1365 nt
Organism: Penicillium antarcticum
Lineage: Eukaryota; Fungi; Ascomycota; Eurotiomycetes; Eurotiales; Aspergillaceae
Product: NAD(P)/FAD-dependent oxidoreductase
Exons: 4
Coding region: 1-1365 (454 amino acids)
Cellular component (GO): cytoplasm
Molecular function (GO): oxidoreductase activity
Source: RefSeq, a predicted model, not a curated record
AUGGCAUCACAAUCGCAGCCAACAAUAUGUUUUCCAGGACCUGCGGCGGGGUACACCCAGUCAUUCUGGCGGACUCAACCAGAUCCCCUGGAUAACCACCAAAGUACCCCAGAACUGCCAGUGGAGACCGACAUCCUAAUUAUCGGAGGAGGCUAUGUUGGCGCAUCAGCUGCCUAUCAUCUUCUAUCAGACAACAAAAAGCCAGAUCCACGGGUAGUCCUCCUGGAAGCGCGCGAACUGUGCUCCGGCGCCACCGGGCGGAAUGGAGGUCACCUACGAGCAGACAUAUACUCUGCAACUGCAACAUAUACAGAGCGUUAUGGUCUCGAAGCUGCAGCUGAGAUCGUGCGCUUCGAGCUUGCGCACAUGAAAGAGAUUGAAGAUUUGGUUCGCAACGAGAAUAUCGAUUGUGAGCUUACUUUUACAAAAAGUCUCGAUAUGUACCUUGAUGAGGACCAGCUGAAGAAAGCCAAGGCUUUUAAUGAUUUCUUACUUGAGCGGGGAUUGGACUUUAUGGAUGAUGUUAAGUAUCUUUCCGAGAAGGAGGCUCAAGAUGAAGCCUAUGUGCGCGAUGCUAAAGGUGGCUUCAGUUUUUCAGCAGGCCACCUCUGGCCCUACAAACUCAUAGCAGGUUUAAUCCGCAUUGCUCUUUCAAAAGGUCUGAACUUGCAAACAAACACACCAGUGUCUAAAAUCAGCCAAGCCCAAAACGAAGAUGGCUCAUGGACAGUCAGCACAAAUCGAGGCACAAUAAACACCAGGAAGAUUUUACUCGCAACAAACGCCUUUACUAGCGCUCUAGCACCAGAAUACUCUGAGGCAAUUGUACCCUGCAAAGGAAUCUGUACUCAAAUUGCCGCUGCACCCGGUGCACCACGUCAGGAACUACCCUGUACAUAUGCCAUCCGACUCGGGCCUGGGGCAUUCAUCUACCAGAUCUCUCGAAAUGAUGGGUCUCUCAUUGUUGGUGGGGCGUCGCAUACCUUUAAAGGUGAUUUGAAGGAGUGGCAUAACAACCCUGAUGAUGGGGCUUUAGUCCGUAAUAUGGAGCAUUACUUUGAUGGGUAUAUGCAGCGGACUUUCUUUGGGUGGGAGGAUAGUGGGGCGGAAGUUAAGCAUAUUUGGAGUGGUGUCAUGGGAUAUAGCGCGGAUUCUUUACCGCAUAUUGGUCAUGUCCCUGGUAAACCUGGACAAUUCAUUGCGGCGGGUUUCAAUGGUCAUGGUAUGCCUGUUGCGUAUCUUUCCGGUAAGGCUGUUGCACGCAUGGCAAAGGAUUCGGUGUCCUUCAAAGAAACUGGGUUGCCGCGUUUGUUUGAGACUUCGGUGGAACGAUUGAAGCCAAUCUAUAACGAUAUUCUCGGGUAA